Babesia bigemina is the source of this 3123-nucleotide messenger RNA. RefSeq lists its product as hypothetical. The coding region runs from base 1 to 3123 and encodes 1040 amino acids. The transcript has a single exon. The record is from RefSeq and is a predicted model, not a curated record. Lineage: Eukaryota; Apicomplexa; Aconoidasida; Piroplasmida; Babesiidae.
AUGAAAAACGUUUUGAGACAAAUUGAACCUGACAUUAAGCUUGACAACGGUCUUGAGCAGAUUGACGCUUCCACCUUCAACAAGCCUUUCGAUGAAAUUAAGCGAAACAUCGAUGACCUGUGCACGACCAUCAGAGAGGUUGGAGGCAACGCCCGAGACAACCUUAGACUUUUGAAAGAUACUUACUUUAGUAAGAAGUCAAAUCUUAGAGGUAGUAUAUAUAAAAUCAAGCAAGAUCUCACCGAUCUGCAGAAGAGUUUGGAGACUGGUCUGAUUAAAACUACCACGGAUGUCUUGAACGGCAUGAUUCCAACUCGAGACGCCACCAUCACGUUGCUUGACAACCAAGUUCAACAGGAGGUUAAGAUUGCUAGGAACGCUCUAAACAUCCACGCGCAGAAGCAGUACAUUGAGUCACUGAAAGAGCUGCUGACGGCAUUCUCUCGAAAGGUCGAAAAGGAACUCGAACCUUUGCCGAGAGACAUUUCCCUCGACUUGACCCUUGGCUUCAAAGGUUUUAUGACGGCAUUUGAACGGGAUUUCAUUACUAACGAAAAGUCAAUUAGAGGUAUUAGAGACAUGAACCCUAAGUUCACACCUCAAAAGGAGUCCCUGCUAAGCCAGGCUGCUUCCAAAUUCUUCGGUAGCGUCAACAGAUUUCUGCAUGAUUUGCAUAAACAGCAGGACUUUACGACGGACUUUGAGAAAAUUCAGCCAACGCGUGAGGCGCUAGCUAAGUUGUUUGGAGAACUUGUCGAUUCACAACACUUCGAUCAUGUCUUUACCAAAAACCUCGAUGCCCUCAGUAAUGCCGUCACUGCCUUCAAGCCCGCUACCUACGGCGCAGCCAAGAGCCCCUUGCUCCUCAAUGCUUUAAAAGCAGGCUUCACCCCUCUCGUCGAGGAGCUCAAAAAGGCAUACGUAAGCAGUUACUCCGGGAGACAAUGGCAGGAGGCAGAACUGGGACACUACGCCAAAAUCGGCUUGACCAUCACGCCCAUCUUAUACGACGCUCUAACUGAACUCAAGAAUAGACUUGAAUAUGAGAAGUGGAAUGAUCACAAAAUCUAUCACCCAGCUGACAGCACCUCAAGCCUCCACGCUCUCUUCUUCCGCGACAACGGGUAUGACGUCCGUCGUCCUGAGAACGCUGAGCAUGGCGAGCUGAAUCACAAUCGUGACUUCAACGGUAGCUGCAUUCUCAAACACCUAACCAACAAAACGCAUAAUUUGUUCAGCCAACUGUCAUAUCCCGUCACCGACAUUCCUCGAUCGGCAUCCGGGUCGGACGAGCUGGGUGUAACCGUCGCAGAGGAGAGUGGUCUCAUCAAAAAACUCUAUGAUUUCCUACAGACGUACUUCAAAGUAUGCCACUUAAUAAUCCACCCGAAAACUAGACCACCGUGCUCCGUUUACGAAAUUCUCGUCUGGUGCUGCGGCCUGCAGUUCAACCACGUGUACGAGAAGCUCAAGGCGCACGUUGAAUCCGAGUUCAUGAAGGAGGACAAGCUAAAUCCAGGUACAAAGAAGCUGCAGCCCUUCGAAGCGCACCCAUAUCCAGUCAAAUACACUGACGUAGAAGAGCAGCUCUACAAAGUGUCUGCCCACUCCCACGCCGUCCUCACCGCUAUCCUAGGCCACGGUCACAGGGACGGAAUCUACGCGUGUGAGUUCUCCAACAACUCGCUAAAAUUCGAUUACCCAACCAGCAUGAUCCAACUGCUGUGUACGUUGUUCGACCUGCUCAAGCGCCUCUACCACCAGCUGUACUUCCUGCUGCAGCAGUGUCGGCACAAUGCUCAGCUCAGCGGCUGGAGGGACUGCCACUACGGCAGGUACAUCGGUGGGUCGGGCUGGCAGUGCAACACGAAGCAGUGCCCUAAGCAAGACUGCGACCAACGGCAUGACCAAAGUGGCAGUCAAAGGGGUGGCCAAUAUCCCAACUGCGGCGUCAAGUCGCCACUGCAGUCGUUCCUGGAGGACGGUCUGAAAGGCCACCUGCCGCAUUCGGUGUCAGCUAGGGGAUCCAGUCUGUCAUGUGGCACGUGUGGUAGUACACCUGGUAUGCCGUGCAGAACGCCAAUGGGCUUCGCUGACAUCGGUGCCACCGCGUCGCAUACGAUGAUGGGCCAGGAUAUGUGGGAGGUGCUUUACGAUUUCUGUGGCCGUCCUAACUCCCCUCUCACUAGACUGUGCGGUUACCUCAACUGCCUUUUGCCUAGUGCGCCGAAAACGCUGGCGGACAUGUUCAGCUUCUACUAUCAUCUCACCGAUCGCUGGGGUAUGAGUGGUAACGGACACAAGAGAGAGGCAUUUGAAGAGAAACUAAACGCUGCCAAUUUCGGGCGUCCUUAUGGUGAGUUAAAAGUCUACUACCUAUUUACCCCUAGUCACUCAGCAUUGAAGAAGGGCCACUCCGAUGGCAGCCUGGGCAGUCUCGUAUGCUUAUCAAGGGACUCCGUCGUAUGCGGUCCUUUUUUGCGUCCCAUCGGUCACGCCAUCUACGAGACGUUCUCGUCAAAACACGCCGAUAAAUAUUUGUCGUGGAUCGUAUACCUGACGGCAAGCUUUUACGAUCUGCUGAAGAAAUUGUAUGAUGAGUGCAAUUCUAAAUGCGGCUCCAGGGGCACCAAUUGUCACGAACGAGCGUGCGUCAAGGAGUGUAGAACUACAUCCACCAAGAAUAAACCGCCACGAUAUCACGAUGCCAAAUGCAAAUCCAUUGUAAAGUGCAAUGCUACGCUUCCGAUAUUGGCAAAAUACGGGUUCACGUUUGGGGUUAAAGACAAGCUCAACGGAGAUGAAAGCAUAGAUAAGAAACGCACGUGCAGAGAUUUCUGCAAUGUAUUCCAAGAGGCUUUUAACGAAAACUCACACCUAAUACAACUCAUAAAAGCCAUUGACGAAUUCAUAUUCACCAUCAGAGAGCCGUUUAUAUGGCUUAACGUCGCACUUUGGUCACUAUCCCUCUUCUACCUCAUCUGCGUAAUGGUUGGCAGACUGGAUGUGCUCCACAUACGCUCACACCUGAGAAUACCGUCGUCGCACAAGAUAACGGCGCAGUCAUUGUUGGCUGCAGCGCAAGUCGGAAGGCUUGCCAAGAUAUCGUAUCUACAACCGUAA